Labrus mixtus (cuckoo wrasse) is the source of this 1236-nucleotide messenger RNA. It is a transcript of the gene txndc9, whose product is annotated as thioredoxin domain containing 9. Gene Ontology annotation, cellular component: cytoplasm. Gene Ontology annotation, biological process: microtubule cytoskeleton organization. The coding region runs from base 125 to 790 and encodes 221 amino acids. The record is from RefSeq and is a predicted model, not a curated record. The transcript is spliced from 5 exons. Lineage: Eukaryota; Metazoa; Chordata; Actinopteri; Labriformes; Labridae.
GCCUAGUUUCUACGUCACUUCCGCUGCAUCGGUUUUGCAUUUCGCGCACGAACUGAAGUGUCUGCUGACAGCUUACUCACAUCUCGAUCAGAAUCAGAAAGAGUUUCACACUGAACCGUCAACCAUGGCUAACCAACAAAUGGACAUCAUCACAAAGGUGUUGGAGCAGUCGGCCAAGCUGGUGGAGGAGUCGGUGGAUGCACAGUUGAGCAAACUGAACGACAUGGAUGAAGAUGAUUUGGACAGACUGAAGGAGAGGCGGUUAGAGGCUCUGAAAAAAGCCCAGAAACAGAAGCAGGAGUGGUUGUCUAAAGGCCACGGCGAGUACCGAGAAAUCCCAAGCGAGAAAGAGUUUUUCGGUGAAGUCAAGGACACCAAGAAUGUCGUCUGCCACUUCUACAGAAACUCAACGUUCAGAUGUAAGAUCCUCGACAAACACUUGGCCAUCUUGGCAAAGAAGCACGUCGAGACCAAAUUCCUCAAACUGAACGUGGAAAAGGCCCCGUUUCUGACAGAGAGGCUUCACAUCAAGGUCAUCCCCACGCUGGCCCUGCUCUUGGACGGAAAGACAAAGGACUACGUCGUGGGCUUCACCGACCUGGGAAACACAGACGAGUUUCCCACGGAGAUGCUCGAGUGGAGACUUGGCUGUGCAGGUGUUAUCAACUACAGUGGUAACCUGAUGGAGCCUCCUACAGUGAACAAGAGGUCGGGCACAAAGUUCACAAAGGUGGAGAAGAAAACCAUCAGAGGGCGGGGCUACGACUCGGACUCAGAUUCAGACGACUGAGGAGAACCAACAGUCGUCUGGUUCUCUCUCAGGGCUACCUCACUUUAAAAAAAAAAAGUCUAGCAGACGGCCCGCUUUGAUUCACACCCCCCCCCCCCCCCCCCUUAGUGACUUUACCUAUUUCUACAAAUUUUCAUAUUUUGAUUUACCAUAUCUCAAAUCUAAUUAUUUUAUUAUAUCUGUUAGCAUCUUUGUUUUAGACUUAUUUAAUGAAUUGUCUCCCAUCUUUUUUAUAUUUGAAUACAUCAGAAGAAUGACACAUGCAUUUCCAGAACAAGGUAACAUUUACCAUCAGUUUGUUGAGGAUACAGAAGGUGUCGAUGAGCUACUGCGUCAAUUAUGUAUCAACAAGCCUUUAGCUUCAUUUUGUUUUUGUUUGUGUCUUUUCAUGGUUGAAAUUUAAACCUCUGUCAUGAAAUACCGUUGCAAAUAAACAUUUGUGUGUA